Molecule: messenger RNA, 311 nt
Organism: Prorocentrum cordatum
Lineage: Eukaryota; Dinophyceae; Prorocentrales; Prorocentraceae
Source: the annotation of a GenBank genome assembly
AAGGGGAGAAAGGGCGCCCCACUCGGAGGGCGCAAGCCGUGCGCCCGCGCCGAGCCUGGCGGGGCCGAGCCUGGGCCCCUGUCGUCCUCUCGUCGCGAGAAAAACACCAGGGCACCCCUGGCAGCAGCCAUGAACGCGGGGCCUCAGGUCUCCCCUGGGGAGAUGAUGGUGGCCGAGAUGAAGGGUAUGGCCGACUGCUUUGCGAGGAUGACCACGUGCUGUUAUGGCAAGUGCAUCGCAAACGUGCGCGAAGAGAAGAUGAGCGUUGGGGAGAUGAGCUGCGUCGACAGGUGCGUGAGCAAGUACAUCUG